Saimiri boliviensis boliviensis (Bolivian squirrel monkey) is the source of this 1226-nucleotide messenger RNA. It is a transcript of the gene RPL7L1, whose product is annotated as ribosomal protein L7 like 1. Lineage: Eukaryota; Metazoa; Chordata; Mammalia; Primates; Cebidae. The record is from RefSeq and is a predicted model, not a curated record. Gene Ontology annotation, molecular function: RNA binding; structural constituent of ribosome. Gene Ontology annotation, cellular component: cytosolic large ribosomal subunit. Gene Ontology annotation, biological process: maturation of LSU-rRNA from tricistronic rRNA transcript (SSU-rRNA, 5.8S rRNA, LSU-rRNA).
GUCGCUAGAGCGGAAGCCGGAAGUACAUUGCGGGAAGCACUUCAUUGUUCACCGCCAAGCUGUCAGUAUGGUGAAACUAACUUACAAGAAAAGGGCUGAGUUUUGAAAAUGACACAGGCUCUAAAAAGCUUGGAAGCCCUGCAACUUUUGGCAGGAAUUGUGGUUAGCAGGACCUCAGCGGCUCACUGCUCCUAAAUGGAAGUUGGCUCUUUGGGUCCUCCAGCCUGAGCUAGAACAGACGUCUCUAUGGUCAAGUAAGCCGCACGAGUGCUGUUUUCCUCACGUGGUGGGGUUGCGCAUGAUCAGUAGCUGCUACACCGGGAAGAUGGCGGAGCAAGAGCAAAGAAAAAUCCCUUUGGUUCCAGAAAAUCUCCUGAAAAAGAGGAAGGCUUAUCAAGCCCUCAAAGCCACUCAGGCAAAGCAGGCACUUUUGGCAAAGAAGGAGCAGAGGAAAGGAAAAGGGCCCAGGUUUAAGCGAUUGGAAUCAUUCCUGCAUGAUUCCUGGCGGCAGACACGUGACAAGGUGCGUGUCAGACGACUAGAAGUGAAGCCUCACGCCUUGGAAUUGCCAGAUAAACAUUCUUUGGCCUUUGUUGUACGCAUCGAAAGGAUUGAUGGUGUGAGUUUACUGGUGCAGAGAACCAUUGCAAGACUUCGCCUAAAGAAAAUUUUUAGUGGUGUCUUUGUAAAAGUCACUCCCCAGACCCUAAAAAUGCUACGUAUAGUGGAACCUUAUGUGACCUGGGGAUUUCCAAAUCUGAAGUCUGUCCGGGAACUCAUUUUGAAACGUGGACAAGCCAGGGUCAAGAAUAAGACCAUCCCUCUGACAGACAACACUGUGAUUGAGGAGCACCUGGGGAAGUUUGGUGUCAUUUGCUUGGAAGACCUCAUUCAUGAAAUUGCCUUCCCGGGGAAGCAUUUCCAGGAGAUCUCAUGGUUCUUGCGCCCUUUCCACCUCUCAGUGGCCCGUCAUGCUACCAAAAAUAGAGUGGGCUUCCUCAAGGAGAUGGGCAAACCUGGCUAUCGGGGUGAACGCAUCAAUCAGCUCAUCCGCCAGCUGAACUAGAAUCAGGUGCCAAACUGCAACAAAUUUUUAUCAAUGAAGUGGAAGCAUGUGUUUUUGGUUUUGGAGAAUUUGUAUCAAGGAUCUUCAGAGAAGAUUAUUUCCUGUUCUAUCUUUAAAAACUGGAAAGGAAGGGUCAAAGAAAAGACAGUAGCUGGCCAGG